Messenger RNA from Astyanax mexicanus (Mexican tetra), 3523 nucleotides. RefSeq names its product WW domain containing adaptor with coiled-coil a (gene waca). Gene Ontology annotation, molecular function: RNA polymerase II complex binding; chromatin binding. The coding region runs from base 214 to 1905 and encodes 563 amino acids. NCBI's taxonomy places the organism in Eukaryota, Metazoa, Chordata, Actinopteri, Characiformes, Acestrorhamphidae. The transcript is spliced from 13 exons. The record is from RefSeq and is a predicted model, not a curated record. Gene Ontology annotation, cellular component: nucleus. Gene Ontology annotation, biological process: regulation of autophagy; positive regulation of TORC1 signaling.
GUGUGUGUGCGUGUAUGAUCGAGAGAGAGUGGGAGAUGGAGCGAGGGCGCUCUUCCGACUAGCAGAGGCAGGAGAGCGACUCGAAUAGCUCUCAGCUCAGGCAGAGUUAGUGCUGCUGAAAUAAUAGAUGAGAUCGGGUUUUCCACAGCCUAAAAACACACACACAAGCGACCCACCUUUCACAUCGACUUCACACACACUAACACGGCAUUGAUGGUAAUGUAUGCAAGGAAACAACCGAGACUCGGCGAUGGGUGCAACGACCGAAGGGACUCUCAGCCCUACCAGACUCUUAAAUAUUCAUCCAAGAGUCACCCGUCAAGCGACCAUCAGCAUGAGAAGAUGCGGGACAGCAGUGAUGCGACUCCGCCGUGCAAAAUGCUGCGGCGAUCCGACAGUCCAGACAACAAGCACACAGAGAGCAGUGGGCACGGUAGAGCCAAGGCCCUGCACCCGCACCGGGCAAGAGAACGAGAUGGUGGGACCAGUAUUUCCCCUCAAGAGAAUUCUCACAACCACAGCUCUCUGCAUAGCUCCAACUCUCACUCAAACCCCAACAAAUCAUCAGACACACCAUUUGAACCUGCAGAUGAUUGGUCAGAACACAUCAGCUCUUCAGGAAAGAAGUACUACUACAACUGCAGAACAGAAGUGUCCCAGUGGGAGAAACCCAAAGAGUGGCUGGAGAGAGAGCAGAGACAGAAGGAGGCGACUAAAGUGGCGACAGCAACAACAACCGUGGUCAACAGUUUCCCUAAAGACCGGGACUACAGGCGUGAAGCCAUGCAGGCAGCUCCCGCCAGCUUCUCCAGUACCAAGCCUGCGGUCGCCACCGAAAAGCCUUCUUCCCUCACCUCAUCCUCCUCUUCCUCGUCUGCUGCUGUGUCUGGCCUGAGUGCUGCCAAUCCCGCUAGCUCCUCCUCAAGUUCUACAGUUCCGGUUUCUCCGGUGAUGCAGUCGCCGGCCACGCCCACUAUCCUACAAGACCCCUCCCUCUUGCGCCAGCUUCUCCCUGCCCUGCAGACGGCUCUUCAGCUGAACAACGCCAGCGUGGACAUGGCCAAAAUCAAUGAAGUUCUCACAGCUGCAGUAACACAGGCAUCACUGCAGUCGAUGCUCCACAAGAUCCUGACUGCUGGUCCAUCUGCGUUCAACAUCACAACACUGCUCUCCCAGGCUGCUCAGCUCUCUAGCCAAGCCCAGCAGUCCAGUCAGUCUCCAAUGUCCCUGACGUCAGAUGCCUCAUCUCCACGGUCGUACGUGUCCCCCAGGAUCAGUACACCCCAGUCUAAUACAGCACCUCUCAAAACCCCCCUCAGCACCACGCCGGUGUCAUCACAGUCCAAGGUUAAUGCUUUGGGGGUUAAGUCCAGUUCUCUUCCUCCACCCUCGUCUCAGCCAUCCCUCCCCUCAGAGAAACACCAUGACAACGGCAACUCCCCACGGACACUGCAGAGACAAAGCAGUCAGAGAAGCCCCUCUCCUGGUCCUAACCAUGUUGGUGGCACGAACAGUGGUAGUAAUAACGGCGGUGGCGGAGGCCAAGGUGCCAGUGCGGUGACUGGAGCAAUGCCUGCGGGUUCUGUAGCAGCUGGAGCAGCGACAGGCAGGCCAGCCUGCUCUUUCACACCAUCAUUGGCUGCACACUUCAACGAGAACCUCAUCAAACACGUGCAGGGCUGGCCCGCGGAACACGUUGAGAAACAGGCUUCACGGUUACGUGAGGAGGCUCACACUAUGGGCAGCAUUUACAUGUCUGAGAACUGCACAGAGUUGAAGAACCUGCGCUCACUAGUUCGUGUGUGUGAGAUACAGGCCACACUGCGUGAGCAGAGGAUACUUUUUCUGAGACAACAAAUUAAAGAACUUGAAAAGUUGAAGAAUCAGAAUUCCUUCAUGGUUUGAGAACUCUGGGAUUCUUUGGUGUGGGUUUGGAAUGGAAAGAGAGAUGAGGUAGGGGAAUGAGUGGGGAACCCAGUUUACGUGCACAGAACCGCGGCGAUCCAAAGUUCUGUUGCGUUCUGUUCUGGGCCCAGUCUUAAGCUUAAGGAGCUGCGGUGAGUUGUGGACUGAGGGGCGAGGGUGGGGGGCAUUGUGGGUGGAGGUGGUGGGCCAGACGGGUGUGGAGAGGUAUGUGGGACCUGCUCUUGCCAGGCGCCCUGUAUAUGUAGAUUUCUUGUAGAUGUUAUUUCCAUGUUGUAAAUAUGUUUUGUAGAUGAAGCCAUGGGAAGCCACGCCUAUCGAAAAAAAGGAAAGAAAUAAAAAAAAAAAAAAAGCUUUUGACAUCCAAACGUAAAAACUAAUCAACACAAACGCCAGUAGAGGGCUCUCACUGUCCUCCGGCCUCCAUCUGUCAAAAUCUGACUACAGAUUUUCAAACCUGGUUUUGGAAAAUAGUUUCCGAAAUACGCUCUUCAGGAUAAAAAAAUAAAAAAAAUCAAUAAAAAACAAGAAUGGUGAGCCAAUGCCUUGAGCAUGUACCAGACCUGCAUGGAAAAAUGGUGGACGAUCCAGUGGGGUUAAGUAGUGGGACGCACCAAUUCAGACACGCACAAGCACACCUUUGUCUUCUCCUGACCAUGCGCACCUCCACCUUUAAUCCCUGUCUGGUUUUGUUUUCCUGCCCCCUUCCCCACCAUCUCUGAAUAUGAAUAACAGUAGUGUUGCUAAAUGGUUAAUCGGACAUUUUGCAUCUGUUUCUUUCUCUGGUUGAACUGUAAUGGUUUCACUCCUGCACCCCCUGUCUUUCUGGAGGGUUUAGAUCAAGUCUGUCUACAUGGUUCAGUCGUCUCUUAACUGCCCCGAUGGCCCAGCUGUGCCCGCCGUCAGCACCAGUGCCUGCUUGUGUGAAGGAGUGAAUGUGUGAGAGAGAGAGAGAAGAGAAAGGGGGGGAAAAAAGACCACAGUCUGUUUUUUGCUCAGCGAGAGUGAUCGUGAAAAGGAGGGAGGACCAUUCCUGCAGCUUGAUCUAAAGAAAUCGCCCCACCCACCCGUGACCCAGUUUGACGACUUCUUAGAAUGAUGGAGGAGUCUAGUUGUCCAACUUCUUCUUCUUCUUCUUUUUUUUCUUUUUUUUUUUAGUUGGUUUCCAGACUUUCCAACAAGUUUAUUUUUCUUAUUUCUUUUCCUUGCUCUUAUUUUUUGUUUAAACUGUACUUUUAAAAAAAGAAGUGUGAGGAGUUUAUUGCAACUUGCAUUAAAACCCAAGAGUUCAUUCCUUUGUACAGUUGCUAAGUAAUAAUGGAGUAAAAAAAAAAAAAAAGUUUUAUUAAAAGUUGCAGUGAUUUACUAGUAUAUCAUAUGUUGUAUUCAUAAAUUAUUGCCACACAUUUUCCUUUGCACCCUGAUCGGACGGAGUGGAGCUAGUGCUAUUGGACAGUAGGAAGAUGAGUGUCGGAAGGUCACGGCCAAGGACUGGACAUAACCAAUCCCGCUACAUCAGAAUCUGGGCAGGGUCACCUGGGGUCAGAAGGUCAAAUGUGAAAUGUAUGUAUUGUAAUAAACAUGCUAAAAGUAAAACAGA